This is a messenger RNA of Camelina sativa (false flax), 647 nucleotides long. The record is from RefSeq and is a predicted model, not a curated record. Lineage: Eukaryota; Viridiplantae; Streptophyta; Magnoliopsida; Brassicales; Brassicaceae.
AUUCGUGAUCCUUCGACACGUACUCGUCUCUGGCUUGGUACUUUCGCCACGGCGGAGGAAGCUGCUUUAGGUUACGACAGAGCAGCGAUUCGACUCAAGGGACAUAACGCUCAGACUAAUUUUCUCACUCCUCCUCCUCCACCUCCUCUUCCUCCGGUGAUUGAUCUUGAAACGGUGUCUGGUUGUGAUUCAGCGAAGGAAUCACAGAUCAGUAGUAGUCUAUGUUCUCCGACUUCUGUUCUCCGGUUUGGUCACUACGAAGAAACAGAGUUCAGAACAGAACCGAUGACAAAGCAGGAAGAAGCUUUAUUAUCAUCGGAUCCGUUUUUCUUGCCUGAUUUGUUUCGCUCCGGUGACUUUUUCUGGGAUUCCAAAUUUACCCCUGAUCCUCUGUUUCUUCUUGACGAAACAACCCAUAACAACCAAAACAACAACACAGUGUCUGAGAGUUUUCCGUUAGGAGUGAUCGGAGAUUUCAGCUCGUGGGACGUUGAUGAGUUUUUCCAAGAUCAUUUGUUCGAUAAGUAAGUUGAGGUCUUCCUCUGAAAAUUUUCUGGGUUUUUUUUUUUUGUGAGUGAUGGUGGUGGAUGAGUGAGUGGUUUGAUGAUAGCGACGGGGAUGCAUCUUAGCCGUCCGUUUUCCCCUUU